Molecule: messenger RNA, 1242 nt
Organism: Toxotes jaculatrix (banded archerfish)
Lineage: Eukaryota; Metazoa; Chordata; Actinopteri; Toxotidae
Exons: 1
Coding region: 1-1242 (413 amino acids)
Biological process (GO): deoxyribonucleotide biosynthetic process
Cellular component (GO): cytosol
Molecular function (GO): ribonucleoside-diphosphate reductase activity, thioredoxin disulfide as acceptor
Source: RefSeq, a predicted model, not a curated record
AUGACCCAGCUGUCUGUUGAAGAUAAGAUGUACACGGAAAUUUCACCUCUCUCCGCCAUCACCGACGGGGGCCCCAUUGAGUUUUUUGUCCCAGGCGAUGGUGAAAAGUAUUUGGAUCUCAACAAUACUUUGUUACACGUGCGCGUGAAAAUUACCAACGGCGACGGUACCGACCUGGCGAAUGAUGCGCCGGUGGGCCUUGUGAAUUAUCCUCUGAAUACAAUGUUCAGCCAAUGCGACGUGACUCUGGGGGAUCGACUGAUUUCUCAGUCUAGCGCCACACACCCUUACAGAGCCGUCAUUGAAACUCUGCUCAGCUUUUCAGGAGACACGCUCAAGAGCCAAUUUAGCGCGGGUCUUUUUUACAAAGAUACGGCGGGAGCCAUGGACUCUAUAGUGAUCAAUAAUGGGCCUAACAGAGGACUGAAUGAGAGAGCCUCCUACACGCCCAAUUCUAGAGAAGUACACCUGAUGGGUCCUCUCCACGGCGACCUCUUUUUCUGCGAGAGGCUCCUUUUGAACAACGUGGAUAUGAGAAUUAAACUGAACCGCUCCAGUGACUCUGUCUGCUUGAUGGGACCGCGCAACUCCAAUUUUCGUUUGAAAAUAUUAGGGGCCUCUCUGUUUGUCAAAAAAGUCACAGUUUCCCCGGCCGUACGCUUAGGUCACGCAGCGGCUUUACUGAAGGGUAACGCGCUCUACCCCUUGUCACGCAUCAAUGUGAAAACCUACUCCAUUCCCGAGAAUUCCAGGGUAUGUAAUCAGGAGAAUCUCUUUCUCGGGGCUAUGCCCAAAUACGUGGUAUUGGGCAUGGUAAACCACGAAGCCUUCACAGGCUCGAGAGAGCUGUCGCCCUUCAAUUUUAUCCACAACGACGUGGAAUAUCUGGCCCUCUGUCAGAACGGCAAACAGAUUCCCGCCAGAGCUUUCCAACCAAGAUUUAACGACGGGAUUUCGGUCAGAGAAUUUUACAACAUGUUCAUGGCCACAGGGAGACAUCUCAAGGAUUUGCCUCUGAGCAUCGAUCGUCGAGAAUUUAACGACGGUUACUCUUUGUUUGUAUUCAAUCUCAACCCGGGAGAAGACAACGACGCUUUGUCCCCCAUUUCCAACGGGAAUCUAAGACUGGAGAUGAGAUUCAGAGUUCCCCUGCCUCACACUACCACUCUGAUUGUGUACGCCUGUUACGAUUCCAUUUUGGAAAUCAACUCAAAACGGCAGGUGCUGGUGGAUUAUUAUUAA